Molecule: messenger RNA, 1149 nt
Organism: Epithele typhae
Lineage: Eukaryota; Fungi; Basidiomycota; Agaricomycetes; Polyporales; Epitheliaceae
Product: alternative oxidase
Exons: 11
Coding region: 1-1149 (382 amino acids)
Biological process (GO): alternative respiration
Cellular component (GO): mitochondrion
Molecular function (GO): alternative oxidase activity
Source: RefSeq, a predicted model, not a curated record
AUGCACGCUUUACCCUCCCCUAUUACCAUCGGGCGUCUGGCGCCUCUUGCGGCCCGGUGCCAUCCGCCACCCCUCCGCUAUGCGCUCCUCUCCCCUGGCCUCACUACUGCAUCUAGGCGCGCCCUCUCCAGCUCGUCUUCUCAUGGCAAUGUCUUGACGGGCAAGAAGACGGAUGAGAAGUCCCCGCUGGGGCCCGGCUCCGAGGGCCUGCAUCUCAAGGACAUGCCUCAGCAGGCGCCCCCCACUCCUGCCGCCGCGAAGGAGAUACGCGGAGACUGGGUGCUCUUCCACCCCGUAUACACUCCAGAGGAGCUACGUUCGGUUGAGGUGCUCCACAGGGAAGCCAAGACCAUGUCAGACAAGGUGGCGUGGCUGUUCGUCCGCCUUGCGAGGUGGGGCUUCGACCGUGUCUCGGGAUACAAGCAUAAGCCCAUGCCUGCCAAUGCAGACAAGAUGUCUGUCGAAGAGCUUCGCAAAGGGGGCUACCUCAUGGACGACUCGCAGUGGCUCAGGCGCGUCCUCUUCCUGGAAACUAUCGCCGCCGUCCCCGGAAUGGUAGCUGCUGCUCUCAGGCACCUGCGCAGUUUGCGUCUCAUGAGGCGCGAUCAUGGCUGGAUCCACACUCUUCUCGAAGAGGCGGAGAACGAGCGCAUGCAUCUCAUGACUUUUAUGACUCUCAAGAAACCGUCGCCCUUCUUCCGACUGAUGGUCCUUGGCGCUCAAGGCCUUUUCUAUAACACCUUCUUCUUGUCUUAUCUCAUUUCUCCCAGGACAUGUCAUCGCUUCGUCGGUCACCUGGAGGAAGAGGCCGUGAUCACGUACACUCGCUGCAUCCAGGAGAUCGAGGCCGGCCGUAUCCCUGAAUGGACCAACAUGCCCGCGCCCGAGAUCUCAAAGGACUACUGGCGGCUCGCGCCCGACGCGAAGCUGCUCGACGUCAUCUACGCCGUCCGCAGCGACGAGAGCACGCACCGAUUCGUGAACCACUCUCUCGCGAAUCUCGACUACCACACGGACAUCAACCCGUUCGCGCUGCAGGAGCCCGACAUGAGCGUGAAGGGGUCCAAGAUAUGCUUCGAGCGGGACGACUCGGCGAAGUUUGUCGAGGAGGCGCACAAAAAGCUUGACGCCCCGUCUGAAACCAAGUGA